AUGGGUGACCGGCUACGUCCGGCGAUUCUGGCAGACGCGCCGGGCCGCGUCGUCACGCUGAUCGAGCGAGCCUUCUGGGAGCAACUGACGGACCACCAUGCCACGGCGCCUGAAAAGGUCUGGGGCACCGCGUACCGCAUCCAGCGGGACCACGUAGCAGAGGUCAAGGAGUAUCUGGACAUCCGGGAGAUCAACGGGUACACGAUCCACUACACGCCCUUCUACCCGGCGGAGGGCUCGUCGGCCGGGCCCAUCCGCACGCUCGUGUACAUCGGGACGCCCGACAACGACCAGUUCACCGGCCCGCAGGAGGUGCAGGCGCUGGCCGAGCACAUCUACCGGAGCGAGGGCCCGAGCGGGCUGAACCGCGACUACCUGCUGGGCCUGGAGCGGGCGCUGGACGAGCUGAGUCCGGAGAGUGGUGAUGAGCACGUCACGGACCUGUCCAAUCGGGUCCGGGCCAUUAUUGCGAGCAGGACGGCGGCGGCGAAGGCGGCGGCGGGAGAUCAAGAUCAUCAGGUCAAUUUAGACACCAACGACAUCAUGCGUUCGCCUCCUCCUGUCAAACCUCAAGAAGAAGAAGAUAUUACUACUACUACCAACUCUGCUACUCAUCACGAGUUCAGAAAAGUCAGCAGCAUAGAUGAGCAAGAAGAGACUGAGAAAAGUCGCUGA
This is a messenger RNA of Phaeoacremonium minimum UCRPA7, 675 nucleotides long. RefSeq names its product putative -like protein. The transcript has 2 exons. Bases 1 to 675 code for a protein of 224 amino acids. Gene Ontology annotation, biological process: glutathione catabolic process. Gene Ontology annotation, molecular function: glutathione specific gamma-glutamylcyclotransferase activity; gamma-glutamylcyclotransferase activity. Lineage: Eukaryota; Fungi; Ascomycota; Sordariomycetes; Togniniales; Togniniaceae. The record is from RefSeq and is a predicted model, not a curated record. Gene Ontology annotation, cellular component: cytoplasm.